GGUAGUUGGUGCUCGGUGCCCGGCUCGUGGUGUUCGCUUCCCGGUGCUCGGUGCUCGGCCGGGCCGGUUCAGGUGAAGAUGGCUGCGGAGGAGAAGAAAGGCUGGGCUUCAAAACAGCAAGAAGAGGCUGAGCGUGGUGGGGAGAGGGAGCCGUGUGUGCUCCUGGGCCGGCAGCUGGGUGAGCCCGGGAGAUUCGCGUACGCGGCGCUUUGUGGGAUAUCCCUUGCCUGGCUGUUCCCUGAAAACGAGCAAAGCUCCUUCAGGAGAGAAUUCAUCAAGGGCUUUGUGAAGUGGCUGGACCUGCCUGAUGCCGUCUUACCUGCCAUGACAGCCUUUGCUGAUGGCUUAGGAGGUGAGGGCACAGAAACUUUCACUGAAAUUUUGCUGAAGGAUCCCAUCUUGAAAGAAAAUCCACUUCUCAUUACCCAGGACCUCUUAUCUUUCUCUCUUCAAGAUGGGUCCUAUGAUGCUCGAGCCAGGGUGUUGAUCUGCCGUGUCAGCAGGCUGCUGAGAAUUCCCUUGGAAGAGCUGGAAGUCCUGGAGGAAUCUCUGCUUGAGAGCCUGAAGGAACAAAAAGAGGAAGAGUCAGAAACUGCAGAAGUCUCAAGGAAAAAGAAGGAAAGAAGGAAAAAGCUGAAGAGAUACCUGCUGAUCGGUCUGGCAACUGUUGGGGGUGGAACAGUGAUUGGUCUGACAGGAGGCCUGGCUGCCCCUCUGGUUGCUGCAGGAGCUGCCACGAUCAUUGGGAGUGCUGGAGCAGCUGCUUUAGGAUCCACUGCUGGGAUUGCUGUCAUGGCAUCCCUUUUUGGAGCAGCAGGAGCUGGUCUUACUGGAUACAAAAUGAAGAAACGCGUGGGAGCCAUAGAAGAGUUUGAAUUCCUCCCACUCACUGAAGGGAGGCAGCUCCACAUCACCAUAGCAAUCACUGGAUGGCUGUGCACUGGCAAAUAUGGGAGCUUCACCGCCCCGUGGAGCAGCAUGCUGCACUCCAGUGAGCAGUACUGCCUGGCCUGGGAAUCCAAGUACUUGAUGGAGCUUGGCAACGCCUUGGAUUCCCUGCUCAAUGGUUUUGUGAACAUGAUGGCUCAAGAAGCCCUAAAAUUCACUGUCUUGUCAGGCAUUGUGACAGCCUUGACUUGGCCAGCGUCUCUCCUGACCGUUGCCAGCGUCAUUGACAACCCCUGGGGAGUGUGUCUGCAUCGCUCUGCAGAAGUGGGCAAACACCUGGCGCACAUCCUGCUCAGCCGACAGCAGGGCCAGAGACCUGUCACACUGAUUGGCUUCAGCCUGGGUGCCAGAGUCAUUUACUUCUGCCUGCAGGAAAUGGCUCAGGAAAAAGACUCACAAGGGAUCAUUGAAGACGUUGUCUUCCUGGGAGCUCCAGUGGAAGGAGAAGCCAAGCACUGGAAAGCUCUCACCAGAGUGGUGUCAGGCAGGAUCAUAAAUGGCUUCUGCAGGGGGGACUGGCUGCUGAGCUUUGUUUACAGAACCUCCUCUGUCCAGCUCAACGUUGCAGGCCUCCAGCCAGUCGAGCUGGAUGACAGGAGGAUGGUGAACAUGGACCUUUCCUCUGUGGUAAACGGCCACCUGGACUACAUGAAGCAGAUGGACACGAUCCUAAAAGCUGUGGGCAUUAAAACCAAGGAAUGCCAGCCAGAAGAGAAGGGCAGUGGCAGCCUUUUUCCCUCUCAAGCCAAGAAAUCCCAGCAGGCAGCUGGCAGUGAGGCUGGGGGAGAGGAAAAUACCAGGAAAGAGGAGGAUGAGGCUGGGGGUGAAGCUUUUCCAGCCAGCUGCGCUCACCGACAGAAUUCCUCCAGCUCUGCCCCGGGAGAACCCUCAGCUCCCUGCCCAGACCGCUCACACAGCACGGACAGCAAGCACCAGGCAGCGGGGAAAGGAGCGAAUUAGGGCAGAGCUGCUCAGCCGGCACAAAAACCGCUGUCAGCACAUCCGCGGCUCUGGGAUUCCCAGAGGAUGGAGCUGGCGGAGCUGCAGCUGCAGUUUCCAGCCCCUCCGGAGAAAAGUGUGGCCCUGGCGUGGCUUUGGAUGAAAGCGCUUGGAGCAGCCGCUCACGGCACCUCCGCGAGGCGAGAGAGGGCUGAUUCCUGCCCGGGGCUGCGCUGCUUCCCAGGAAUCCAGGACAGAUCCCAUCCAAAUCCUUGCAGGAAGCAGCUGCACCCCUCGGCGCCGUGUCCCUGCUGUGACUGGGGGAAGCAGGUGGCUCUGAGGGCAUUUGAAGCAUUUCACAGAGAGGGGUUCGUCACUAGGAAAUUAAAAACUUUUUUUCCACUGGAGAUGAAUUCGGUUUGAGGAUCUCAGGUGUUGUUCCAGGCUCUACCUGCCCCACUCCAGACGGAUCUGCAUCCGCUCUCCGGCUCUGCUGACCAGGAGGGGAAAGGCUCAGGCUGCCAGGCUUCCUUCCUCCACCUGCUGCAGGUUUGCUGCCAGGGCUUGGACACUUUCCAUCUCCAAGACUGUUUCCCUGUCUCCAGGCUGGGGUUGCUGGGUGUUGGAGGCCCUGUUCCUGUUAGAAACGUGUUUGGGACCCUGGGUGAAAGCAGCAGGAAAACCGAGGGGGUUUUGGGUGGUUUAUGAAAAUUCCUCCCGGGCUCUCCAAGCCAGCAACCCACUGAGACUUUCCUUUUGUGUCCCACAGACAUCUCCAGCCUUGAAAGCCCCAUCCAGACAUAUUUUUAAUUGGCUUAGAACAAAACCAGUGCUUGGCACAGGAUAAACUUGGAUCUGUUUGAUUUCUACCUCCUUUGAUGGAAGUGAAUUGGCUCCACUCUCCUCAUUCCCAGUCUCAGAGCAGAGGGAAGGACCCAGUUCUACAUCCCCUGCCAACACAGCUCCAGAACCUUGUGGGAAUGAUGCACAUCUUCCAUAAAAGCCCCUUUUCUGGCCUGUUUUGUUGCUGAGCCCAUGCAAGUGCAUCUGGCAGGAGCGUGGCAGGCGGGUAACCCCCCUCUGGGGUUUUAUGCUUUGCCACAAGGGAGGAUUCAAACUCUCCCACCCCCAUCUGGGGGCCCUGUUGACUCAUGAGAGGGGAAACAUUGGGAUUGAACCUUCCAGUUUUGGUUCACACUGGGUUCUCUCCCUCCCUGCUGACCCAGCAGCCACGUUAAUCCCCCCUCUCCUCCCAUUCCCAGCUUCCUGCAAACCUUACCUGCGGAUUAUUCCUCAUGGAGUCAGACACAGGAGGUUUGGGGGUGAUGCUGUGACCCAGCAAAUCACCAUGGUUUGGAUACAGUGCCUGGCAAUUCCUCUCCCUAAAUCCAGCAUCUCAUGGGCUCAGAGGUGCCCAGCUCUGGCCUGGAGCGGUGCCUCGCUGCGGAGACGGGAGGGACUGAGAUCCCACGGGGAUGGGGCUGCUUGGCCAGCUGGUGUUGGUGCCGUUGGCUGCAGGGGUGGAGUGGGAUUUCUCUCCUCACCUGAGGGUUUGUCCACAAGCAAAAACUCCUGAUUACACAGAACUGCCUGGAUGAGACAGUAAGGAAUGAUUGCUUUUGAAGGUUUGGCUUGAAGACGUGACUCUGCCCUCUCUCUCUCUGUCCAUCUCCUGAGGCUGAUUUGGUACCUAACGAACUUCCACACUCCACAGUGCCUUUUUCUGCUCCUCUUUAACUCAGGUUGUAGUCCA
Molecule: messenger RNA, 3640 nt
Organism: Hirundo rustica (Barn swallow)
Lineage: Eukaryota; Metazoa; Chordata; Aves; Passeriformes; Hirundinidae
Gene: TMCO4
Product: transmembrane and coiled-coil domains 4
Exons: 14
Coding region: 79-1908 (609 amino acids)
Source: RefSeq, a predicted model, not a curated record